CACUUCCUUUCUUAAAUGUGGCUAUAAAAAGCAGUAAGAAAACUCAAGCGAAACUGACUCUGCUAGAAGAAUCCUGUGCUCGUCCAAGGAUUAGACCCCAGGGAAAGAUGGCUCAGCACCACCUAUGGAUCUUGCUCCUUUGCCUGCAAACCUGCCCAGAAGCAGCUAGAAGAGAUGCAGACUUCCUCACUGUGAAUGGGAUUCUGGGGGAAUCAGUUACUUUCCCCUUAAAUAUCCAGGAGUUGCAAAGAGUUGUCACCAUUACUUGGACUUCUGGAACCUCUGUUGCUUUUGUAACACCCAGAGGCUCAGGAACAGCACCCCAAGUUGUUGUGACUCACAGUAAUUACGAUGAACGAAUACACGUCUUGGGUCAAAACUACAACCUGGUCAUUAACGAUCUGAGGAUGGAAGAUGCAGGAGACUACAAGGCAGACAUACGCAUGGACUUGUCCUACACUACCACCAAGUGCUACAACCUGCAAGUCUAUCGUCGGCUUGAGAAGCCAAAAAUCACACAGAGUUUAACGACAUCUGUGAACGGGACCUGUAACGUCACGCUGACAUGUUCUGUGGACAAAGAAGAAAAGAACGUGACAUACAGCUGGAGUCCCCCAGGAAAAGAGGGCAAUGUCCUUCAAAUCUUCCAGCCCCCAGAGGACCAUGAGCUGACUUACACGUGUACAGCCUGGAACCCCGUCAGCAACAAUUCUGAGUCCAUCUCCACCCAGCAGCUCUGCACAGACACCGCAAUGGGCUUCCGUGCUCACCACACCAGGUUGCUGACUCUGCUGGCUGGGUUCUUUCUGAUUGCUCUCAUUCUGUCUUCAGUGUUUUUGUUCCUUUUGCGCAAGAGAAGACAAGGUAGGAUUUUCCCAGAAGGUUCCUACUUGAAGACCUUCACUAACAGCCCUGAUGCUGCAUCAAAGAAAACAAUAUACACAUACGUCACAGUUUCAAGAGACCCUCAGCCAGCGGAGUCCAGGAUCUAUGAUGAAAUCCCCCAGUGCAAGGUGCCGCCCUCCAAGGAAGAGCCAGCGAACACGGUCUACUCCAUUCUGCAGUUCUCUGAUAAGAUGGGGAAAACCAGCACACAGGACAGCAAACCUCUGGGAACGUCAAGCUACGCAAUUGUGAUCUAGGCUGCCAGACAGAGCUCUCCCUCUGGAAACUGAGACACAACCACCAACACUGGCAGGUGCCCUGGACCCAGCCCUUCUCUGCCCAGCUCUUGCUGAGAGACUGCAAAUCACCACAUCCCAGCAUGUAAGCAAAGCAGGAAAACCUCUGUUGCUGGACAUCGCUUGUGCCUAGAUGGACAGAUGGACGCAUGUCCUUUAUGAAAUGACUCUCUGCUGGACAAAUGACAAAGCAGGUUCCCUAGGACAGUGCUCCCCAAACUUCUUCACAACACAGCACAUGCAGAAAAUAAUAUUUUUAUGUAGCACACUGGGAUAGAAAAAAAAAUCAAGAUUACUCACAUCUGGAAGCUGCCUAUGACCAGAGGCCUCUCAUGACUGGAAGUGACAACCCUGCCUGGCAAGGACAGGAUCAAUACUUUGCACACCUGUAAUAUGCCAUGGCACAUCAGCUAGAAUGCUCUGCUCACACUCAGUAUAUGUGAGUAGCCCUGGUGCAUGGGCUCCACCAGUCCCUACAGCACCUCGAGCAAAUUAGCACCGUUGUUCAAGGCAGGUGCAGCCCGGGUGCAUGACUUGGAGAGCAGUGUGGGCUGCACAUCAUCCCCCACCCACCCCUUUGCCUGAGAACCUUCAUGCAGGACACAACUGGCUCAACCAGCCCAAACACAGAUGACGGUCCCGAGUGGGGGAGGCUGCCAGAGUUGUGGCUGUCAGCCAUGCAGACACACUCCCCAAAUGCAGUGUUGGAAAAUGCUCUUUCUGUGGAGUCUAGACUGCUGGGGUACAUUUCUCUGAGUUCUACUUUAGAAGCCUCGUAGGACUUUCUUUCUGGCCACGUUUUCCUUCUGAGUGACUCCAAGCAGCCUCAGCAAGAAGCAGCAGCUGUACCCAGUACCCCCACUCUCCCAAAGGAACUGACCAGCUAUGUUUCUGGAACUUCAGGGGAACUGGGUGUAACCCAACCAUCAAAAAAAGAGACCUUGGCUGGGAGCGGUGGCUCACACCUGUAAUCCUAGCACUCUGGGAGGCCAAGGUGGGAGGAUCAC
Molecule: messenger RNA, 2188 nt
Organism: Microcebus murinus (gray mouse lemur)
Lineage: Eukaryota; Metazoa; Chordata; Mammalia; Primates; Cheirogaleidae
Gene: CD84
Product: CD84 molecule
Biological process (GO): positive regulation of tumor necrosis factor production; regulation of macrophage activation; negative regulation of interleukin-6 production
Cellular component (GO): external side of plasma membrane; membrane
Source: RefSeq, a predicted model, not a curated record